GGCGGGGAUCCACGGGUUUCGCUCCGCGUUCGUAGCAGAGAAGGGAGGACCCUUGGGAACCGGACCCUGGUCGCCCAGUCCUUUUCUGACUUGGGCCCACAUGGAGGGGACCGCGGAGUCCCAGACGCCUGACUUGCGAGACGUGGAGGGCAAGGUGGGCAGGAAGACCCCUGAAGGACUGCUCCGCGGGCUUCGAGGCGAGUGCGAGCUGGGAACCUCUGAGGACGCACUGCUCCCAGGGGCGCCCAGCACCGGCCACGGCCUAGGGGACAAGAUUAUGGCGCUGAGGAUGGAGCUGGCUUACCUUCGAGCUAUCGACGUGAAGAUCCUGCAGCAGCUGGUGACCUUGAACGAGGGUAUUGAGGCAGUGCGUUGGCUGCUGGAGGAGCGGGGCACACUGACCAGCCAUUGCAGCAGUCUCACCAGCAGUCAGUAUAGUCUGACAGGGGGAAGCCCAGGACGCUCAAGGCGGGGCAGUUGGGACAGCCUGCCAGAUAGCAGUUCAGCUGACCGGCUGGACAGUGUCUCUAUUGGCAGCUUCUUGGACACUGUGACCCCCAGAGAGGUGGAUGAACAAGGACUCCCUGGGUCUUCCUGUCCUGAGGUUGACUGGGCAAAGGUUAUCCCCAGUGAGGACAGGGCCAGGACUGAGGUGGACAUGACAUCCACCAAGCUAGGGAGCUUAACAGCUACAUGGACGCUCCCAGGGCAAUGUGGACCACCUGAGCCAUCAGAGGAUGACAAUGCUAAGCAGGGCUUUGAGGCUCAUUGGUACUGGGGACAGUGCCAGGAUGAUGUGACCUUCUUGUAAAAACUUUCCUACCCAUUUGUACUUUGUGGCUCUUUCAACUUUUGGUCUAAGUCUCCCUCCAUUUUCCCUCCACCUCCAACUAGACGGAGGCUGUACUACAAUCAGUUACCAUGGAAGCCAGGCUUGUCUCUCUGGUUCCUGGGGAGCCUCUGCAUUUAUCCCUCAAUUAUUGGGUCCCUAGAGCUAUUUCCAUAGAGAUAUUGACUCUAGAGGCCUAGCCGUGGCUCCUGUUGUAGGGGUAUCGCUAUGCCCCUCCCCAGUGAGGUGAGUUUUAUGGAAUGUAGGGCCUCUAGGAGAUCACUGAAGAAGUGAUGGAGGAAUAAUCACCUCAUCCAAAGUCUAGGAGCCAGGAUGCCUCUUACAAAAACGUGGAUAAUCAACCCUGUUUCAAAUGUGCAAACCUCCAUGGAUUGGUCCUCCUAGAUACUGGAAUUGGGCGACCAACCCUUUCAUGCCUGCUGAGUGAUGUCAUUGCCUGUCAUGAUACAUGAAGAGUGCUUCCUCUAUACCAGUCCUGGCGGGUGUGGCAUUUAAGGUCCCUGCCACCGCCUCUUGUGAGAGGGAACAUACCGCUUUCCCUGGCAACUGUGUAUGCUUUUCUCAAGUUCUUACUUUUCAAACAUGGUGUUUUCAUGCGGUACCCAAGGAUUUCACUUCUAAGGCUACAUCCCCGUCCACUAGGGUUGUAAGGAUACGCUUAUGGAGUAAGAAACGCAGAGGCCUCCACCUAGGCUCCCAAAUCUGCUUGGCUCACUUUACUGCAGAUGAUUGUCUGGCCCUGGACUGCUCUCAUCCCUGAUUCCUGCUCAAGAUCUGUCAGAAGUUCAGCCUGAGUGUCUUCACACCUUCUCAGUUUUCUUUUUAGGCCUCUGCAGGGGUUUUUGUUUUGUUUUUGGAGACAGGGUUUUUCUAUGUAUCCCUGGCUGUCCUGGAACUCAGUCUGUAGAUCAGGUUAGCUUCAAACUCAAGAGAUCUGGCUACGUCAGCCUUCUGACUAUUGGGGUUAAAAGUGUGUGCCACUGCCGCAUAGGUAGGCAUCUGCAUUUUUAUGUCUCUUAUCCCCCUGUUGCUUGGAAAUAAGGAGAGUGAAGGUCUCAGGGUUCUGGACACAUUCUUGGAUAGUGGGGCGAUCUUGUCAUCUCUGACUGGGCUUACCCUUCCCUUAUUCUGGCCAGCCUUCCACAAUUUGGUCACAAGGAUGCUUUCCUGAAGUUGAGACACAAGGGAUCCCUUUGUCUGAACUACAAUGUGGGAGUGUAGCAGGAAAACACAGAGACCUGUUGGUCGCUGAGCCUUGUUAAGUAGAAGAGAGUAUGUGAAACCCUUCUUCAGGGCAAGCCUGUGACUCCUGGACUUGGUGGAUAAUCAGGACUGGUUCUAGGUUUGGAUCCUAAGCCCUGGCUAAUUGUACUAGAGAAGACAUUCAGAGAAAUUGCUAUUUUGGGGUUCAGGCCCAGAGAAAGGGGAUGGGAGUAUGGGCAGAGUUGGGGACAAAGGAUGUGGUUAAUACCUGGACAAAAUAAGGUAUGUUGGUGCACAACUUAAAUCUGAGCACUCAGGAGGCAGAGCUGGGUGGAUCUCCGAGUUCCAGGCCAGCCAAGGCUAUAAUACAUAGUGAGACCCAGUCUCAAAAAACAAAGAAACCAGAAUGAUUUCUUGGCGAUUAGCCAUUUGAGUCCAAGGUAACUGUCCUGUCUUUCUAGGGCCCUGAACUUGGAUUAUUGAGGGGAAAAGGGUAAGCUUUGUUCCGUGAGCCCUCCUGAGUUGAAGGAGUCUUCCUCAAAUCCCAGAAUAACAACCAUUUUCUGCUUUUCAGAAAUCCCAUGUUGGGGAAGGGGAGGUAGCCAGGUUGACUGUGUCUACUCUCCUGUCUCCAAGCUCCAAUGCCUCAAUAGUUGGGUUGCAACCAUCAUAUCCUAAAGUAGUACACCCUCUGGCUCCUUAAAGACCCUCUCUUCCCUUGCCUCUAAGUGAUCACAUUUCAAAGUGGCUUCAGCCUCUUAUCUGAGGUUGCCACAUCUCCUGACUGUGCCCACAGGUGCUGAGACCCAGACCUCUCCUUACCAUGCCCAUAGCUCUGGAGUUCAGACUCCCCUUUCUUACGCCCAUCCAUAGCUGUGGAGUUCAAUCUCUCCUUACUGUGCCCACAGCUCAGGGUCUCCUGUUUUCUUGCCCUCAGACUGGAAUUUCCAAUGCUGUAUUCCAGUCCACACUCUGAGCUGAUCUGCAGUGCUCCCUUUCCCCUUUGAAGCUACUGUAUUCCAUUUUUUUGAGGCUCAUUGCUUUGGCUUUAAACUGAGGGAGGCUGAAGGGAGUGCCUGCCUCCUUGUGGCCACUAUGCAACAUUGCUUGAGUUGCUGGGUGAAAUCUCCAAGGUUAAAUUUAAUUCAGUCUAGCCUUUAGGUACAGAGAGGAUUAGGCCUACAGAUGGCAUAGAUUUGCCCAAUUGUACCUGUUGUGAAGCUGUAGCUAUGUUACAGACCUUACAGUCUGCCUGCAAACCCACAGCUCCAUCCUUAGACCAGUCAAUACCCCAGCCAGUCAAUACCCCAAAGCCCAAAGGAUUUGAAAACUAUUUCCUCAUUGUAAGAUUUGAGAUCUACCUGGGUAUAAUGGCACACAGCUGGCCUGCAAUCUCAGCACCCAACAGGUGUAUACAGAUCAGGAGUUCAAAGUCAUCUUCAGCUACAUAGCAAGUUCAAGGCCAGCCUGACUGUACGACUAUAUGAGACCCUUUGCCUGUCUGUCUUUCAGACACAGACACACACACACAACCACUAAAGAGUCAAUUGAGUCUUUAGCGGACAGGGAUUCCAAUCUGGCUAGGUAAAGGGCAUGCUGGUGUGGACAUCAGAUAGGAAAACCCAGACCAGUACAUUUUUUGGGGGAAGAAAGGUGAGAUGGUUCAGGCAUGGUAGAGAGGUUAGCACUCUGGAGCUGGAGGUUAGAGACUGGGUUGGGUGAAAUUAGGAAAACCAAGUUGAUCUUGCAAAGGUGAAAGUGUACCACAGUUCAGAAAUGAUUUGAAAGUGUCAGGCAGGAGACGUGUGUGAGUGAUUUUGAGAUUCCAGUGUUUAUGUUUUGAGACAAGAUCUCCCUACAGAACACUGGCUGUCCUAGAACUCAACAUUGUAGGCCAGGCUGGCCUCAAACUCACAAAGAUUUGCCUGCCUCUGCAUGACACUAUGCCAGUCUUGUUUGGAACACAUGGCAAUCCUUCUGCUUCAGCUUCUUGAGCCACCACACUUGGUUUUGGGUGUCCUGUCUGUUUUUUUUUUUUUUUUUUUUUGAGACAGGGUUUCUCUGUGUAGCCCUGGCUGUCCUGGAACUCACUCUGUAGACCAGGCUGGCCUUGAACUCAGAAAUCUGCCUGCCUCUGCCUCCCAAGUGCUGGGAUUAAAGGCGUGCGCCACCACUGCCCAGCUGGGUGUCCUGUCUUAAUUUUAGACUUCAUCAUCUGAGGAGUCUAUGAGCCACAGUAAAUAUAUCCCCAGUCCAUCCUACCUGCCUCUAGACUGCCUGGUUGAGACCUGGGUGUCCUAUUAGCCUUUAGGAGUUAUAGGCAGGAGCUGUUUGUGAGCUCCGCAAAGUGUGGAGAGGUUGGAGAAGCAGAGAGACAGGAGAGAUGAAAGCAGGAUGAAGUCUGAGCAGAGGAAGCACACUGCUCUCCACAUAUGCUGGGGUCUUCCUCAGAGCUCAUAAUUCCAAGAUGGUAGCUAUGGAAACAGGACCUGGGAGGGGUAAGAUGGGUCUGGCAACCCUGGUUUCAUGUGUCCAGGCAACAUGAGACAGACAGUGGGAGAGGUCAGGUGUUAGGGUGUGUACCUGGUAGAAGUGGGGAGUGGUGGUGGUUGAAUGGAAGCUUAGUGGCAGUUCCAGUUAGAAUAUUUGGGGUUACAGUGACCACGAGCUCAUUGUGGGUAUGGUGCCAGGUACAUGCUGAGUAUUCAGUUACACAUGCUUAAAGAACACUGUGUAUACACCCACAAGGAAAUGUAAGAUGUAAAAAGAAAAUUAACCUGGUUUACAUAUUAAGCAUUUAAAAACAUUAAUUCUUAAUCCUAUAAACAGCUCAUUGUUACCAGCAUACUGUUGCUUAGAAAUCUGCUAAUUUCAGAUAGGUAACAAAUGAGACAGAGCAGGGCGAAGGUCAAUGCCCUGUAAGGCCUUCCAGGAAAGCUAUGGCUCCUCGCCUCACCCCCCAGGCACUCUUUCUGUAUUCUCCUAGGAGACUGAGCAGUAUACGGAUUUGCUGUUGCUGAUGUAAUGAAUUACUAUAAACCUAGUGGCUUAAAAACCAGUUAGGCUGGGCAUGCUGGCACAUGCUGGCAAUCCCGGUUCUCAGGAGGCUGGGGCAGGCAGGUUCUGAGGGUGGCCUCAGAAAAGGAUUCAGACUUGGGAGAAAGUCCUUAGGGUUUUAAAAACCUGUAGCCCUUGCCACCAAGGGUUUCUGCAGGCUGGGUUCUUGGCAGUUUCUCCUUUCCAGUUCCACCGUGUGCGCCUGCUACUCCAGGCAGAGGUAAUUACAUUCCCAGCAGACUGACCCGGUUCUCCCUGGGAGACAGACAUGUCUCCUUUUUAAAUGCUUUUUUUUAUUCCUUAGUGGUUAAUUAUCAUUGAUAUUAGGCUCAUUUUUUUCUUUUAGUUUCUGAUCCCUAGUCUCAGUCUUCUCUUGGACUCAAACGUGUCAAUAUAUCUUUGUGUAUGUGUUUGUACACAUAUGUUGAAUAUAUGAUUCUGUGCUUUCACAUGUUUUAAAGUGUAUAAAUAGUUAUUUGAUUGUAAACUAACUUCUCUAAUGGGCUGCCCUCCUGUUUCAGUGACAACACAAUGGAAGGCUUGUUUUCACUUAUUCCAGAGUACAACAGCAUUCCUGGGCACGGUCCUUCCUUGCACGUGGCGGGCCCCAGCCUCCUUCUAAUUUCAGAUGCGAUAGCCAUAAACUUCCCUACCAACUUUUCACCAAGUUGCUUUACUAUCCACUGAUGAUCCUUUUAUUUCACUGGGAUUACAAAAAUAUGAUUUCCUGACACUAUUAGUACACUUUCAUUUAUAAGUCUAACUCUGUAACAGAAAAACUUCACGUCUCAGAGGACUAUUUAGAUAAUCUGAAAAUAAAGUUCAUAUCAGUGAUAAGUGACAAAUGCUUAAGUGUCUUCCAUCCCCGCCCCCCAGUCUCAUUUUGUGCACACUGGUCUUCAACUCACUAUGUAGCCGAGGCUGACCUUGAACUCCUGAUCUUCUUGCUUCCAUCUCCCAAGUACUGAGAUGACAGGUCUACACCACUGUGCCUGGCUUUACAGAAAUAAACAGCCCAAACACAGUCUCACUUUGUAGUUCAGGUUAGCUUGGUACCACAGGGAUCCUCCAGCCUCAGCUCCUGAGACUCAGAUUCCAUGUGCUUGCUACCAUGCCUAGUUUUCCAUAUCAUUUUUGAAGUAGUAAUGGUGUUCCAUGCUUUUGUUCUGGUGCAUUCUCUUUAAACUUACUGGUACGAAUCUGUAGUCAUUGUAAACGUAAUGUCUUUCAAUCAUGCAGGUUAGUUUUUUUUUUGGUUUGUUUUAAAUAUGUAAAAUAUAAAACACGUGGGAGCUGAAGAGGUUAAGAUAACUUGUUGCACAGCCUACAGUUUAUGAUCACUUGUAACUCGGGCUCUAGGGGGUCAGAUGCCUGCACUCAUUGCCCUUACACGAAUGGUCCUAGUCAGGGUUUCUAUUCCUGCACAAACAUCACGACCAAAAAGCAAGUUGGGGAGGAAAGGGUUUAUUCAGCUUACACUUCCAUGCUGCUGUUCAUCACCAAAGGAAGCCAGGACUGGAACUAAGCAGGUCAGGAAGCAGGAGCUGAUGCAGACGCCAUGGAGGGAUGGUCCUCACUGGCUUGCUCAGCUUGCUUUCUUAUAGAACCCAUGACUACCAGGCCAGGGAUGGUACCACCCACAAUGGGCCCUCCCCUCUUGAUCACCAACUGAAUGUUCCACUGAAUGCUCCUUUCUCUGUGAUAACUCCAGCCUGUGUUGACACACAAAACCAGCCAGUACAUGCACAUACCAUAUACAUGCACACAAACCCACACAUAAUGAACAAUAAUACAAAUUUUAAAAUUAUUUCAUGUGUAUAUGUGUGUGCACAUAUGUGACUAUGUAAGUGCAACAUGUGUACACAAGUGGGCACGGUGGCUAAAGACCGGUCGGUAUUAGAUCUCCUGGAACUGUAAGCUGUCCCAUGUGGGUGCUGAGAACUGAUCUCAGGUCCUCUGAAAAAGCAGUAAGUGCUCUUAACCACUGAGCCAUCUUUCCAGCCCUAAAAAAAUAAACAUGGGACUGGGAAUAUAGCUCAGGUGUAAGGCAGAGUGCAUUUCUAGCAUGCAUGAGUCCUAGGGUAAAUCAGCAGAACAGUGAAGUUCAUAAAGUGUAGUAUGGUGGUAUACUCUGAAAUCAUGGCAUUUGGGAGAUAGAGGCAGAAAGAUCAGAAGUUCAAAGUCAUCCUUGGCUAUAUAGUGAGUUUGAGGCCAGCCUGGGCUCCAUGAGACUGUCUAGAGAAAUAAAAUAAUCUAGAAAAAGUAGAGAAAAUAGAGUAAUGAAUACACACUUACCAAGCAACUUUCUUUCUCUUUUUAUGAAGACCUUAAUUUAUUACAUUUCUCAGGGGUGGGGGUGCACCUGCCAUCAGGCAUAGGCACUCCAAAGGACAAUGCCUAGGAGCUGGUUUUCUCUUCCCAUGGGUAAAGGUACUUGCUUUUAACUGUGAUUGGAACUCAGUCCAAUGCACCCACUGCACCAUCUCACUUACCCAAUGAACCUGGGUUUAAUCCUUAGAAUCCACAUAAAAGAGUGAGGUCUGGUGGCUAACACUGAGGGAGGGUCAAACAGGCAAGCUUGUGAGGCGCAUGGGCCAGGUUAAGUAACGGACUUGCUGAGUUCCAGGCCAGUGAGACCCUGUUUCAAAACACCAGGGAGGACGUGCAUAAUGGAUAAUAGCCAGUGUUGUCCUCUGCCUCCCAGACACCUGUACACACACAUGCCCACAGCUACACGUAUAUGUGCACCUGCGCACCCAAGAACACUCAAAACCCAGUACUGAAAAAGAAACAAGGCUGGGAGGUGGUGGAGCCUGUUUCAAUCCUACUACACAGGAGGCAGAGACAGGGUGAUCUGAGUUCAAGGCCAGUCUAGUCUGCAAGGAGAAACCCUGUCUUGAAAAAUAACAACAAUAACAAAAAAAACAAAACAAAAAAGUAAAAACAAGAUAACAGGCAGGUAAAGAGACUUGUUGCUAAGCCCAAGUCUGACCUCCAGGACUCACACAAUACAAAGAGGUUUUGAACAUGGUGGGGAUUGGGGGAAAGGGAAUAUGGGAUUUCUAAGAGACACCACACAGAUUAUCAGAAACU
Messenger RNA from Apodemus sylvaticus (European woodmouse), 8203 nucleotides. RefSeq names its product leucine rich adaptor protein 1 (gene Lurap1). The transcript is spliced from 2 exons. Lineage: Eukaryota; Metazoa; Chordata; Mammalia; Rodentia; Muridae. Gene Ontology annotation, biological process: positive regulation of cytokine production; positive regulation of canonical NF-kappaB signal transduction. The record is from RefSeq and is a predicted model, not a curated record. Bases 101 to 811 code for a protein of 236 amino acids.